Oryctolagus cuniculus (rabbit) is the source of this 1670-nucleotide messenger RNA. The record is from RefSeq and is a predicted model, not a curated record. NCBI's taxonomy places the organism in Eukaryota, Metazoa, Chordata, Mammalia, Lagomorpha, Leporidae.
CCAGAAGAAGAUCCAGGCUUCUUCAAAGAGACAUGCAUGCACACAUGCACAAGAAUGUUCAGGACUACCUUGUUGAUGAUACCAAGACUGAAAACAACUGAUGUAUGUGUACACAAGAAGUAAAGAUUAACUGUGGUAUAGUUACUGAAUGCAUUUUAGAAGGCAAUGAAAAUUAAUGAACUUCAGCUACAUAUGGAUGUGGAUACAAUUGCAGUAUAUUCAAAGAACACUUUAAGAAGAACACAUCCCAUGAAAGAAAAAGCUGGUCAGAAGCACAAGCCUGCUGAUGUGUUUGAGUUUCCUGAUAACUCCGAAAUCUCAAGCAAUGGCAGUGAAAGUAAGAAAGACGAUGAACCUUACGAGACUUUUGAUCCUCCCCUACACAGCACUGCUAUAUAUGCUGAUGAAGAAGAACUCUCCCAACACUGUGGGUCAUCUGUCCCUUCAACUCCUCCAGGAAAAGCAACGAAAGAAAGCUUGAGCACUUCUGCAAGUGAAGCAAGUGAAAGCGCGUCUGUAAAACUGAGAGCCACAAAGCCAGGAAGAAGAUGUAAGCCCCUUAGCGAUGGCUCUGACAGCUCGGGAGAAAGUGAGAUACGAAGAAAAGUUCAGUCACCAGAGAGAAUCGGUGCGGGACGGUGUGACGCUGUUCCGGCCGGGGCGCCGUCGGGGCUUCCCGAGAGACGGCCGCGGUCAGAGAGGCCCGAGGCGGGAGGCGGCCGUGGCAGCGGUGCACCUGCGGACGGAGGGACCCCGGCCAUGGAAACUCAGAAAAAGGAGACUAUGUCUCGUGGCAAAAGGAAAAAAACAAGCAAUGAAGCUGGAGAUUCAGGUAUUUCUGACAGCGUGCAUAUUUGGUGUCUAGAAGGAAAAAAGAAGAGUGACCUCAUGGAGUUGGAUAUUGUUUUGUCUGCAUGUGAGAAAGCAAUCCAGGAGCAUAAAGAAAGAAUAGAAUCUAAAAUUUGUAAAGAAGCCAUCAAUAAAUUUCAUUGUAAUAUUAAAGAAGAACUCAUCAAAAUGCUUAAAGAAGCCCAGAUGUUGAAAAACCUGAAAAGGAAGAACGCUAAGGUGAUUGCAGAUAUCAAGAAGAAAAGGCAGCGUUUGGUUGAAGUCCAGGAUGAACUGCUUCGGUUAGAGCCCCAGCUGAUACAGCUACAAACAAAAUACGACGAACUUAAGGAGAGAAAGUCAUCCCUGAGGACGGCAGCAGAUUUCCUAUCUAAUUUAAAACAGCUCUAUCACGAGUACUCAGAUCUUCAAGAGAAAGAACCAGACACAAAGGAAACGUAUGAUUCGUCCAGCCUUCCAGCUCUGUUAUUUAAAGCAAGAACCUUUUUGGGAGCUGAAAAUCAUUUGCAAAAUAUCAACCACCAAUUAGAGAAUCUCCUUGACCAGGACUGAGAAGACAGCCGUACUGAAUGUGCCAACUUAGUCCCCUGCGGCCUCUGAAAACAAGUAGGGUCCAGUCCUCAGGAUUUAGUACUGAUUAAUAGUUUUAGAGGCCAUGAUCCUUUUAGGAUAAUGUCUUGAGUAAUUUAAAAAUGUUGAAACCCUAUCUGAAUCAGCCCCAAACAUGUAUGUUUUAACCUGUAAAAUUAAGACAAUGUGAACAUAGACUAAAUACUACAGUUAAUUUCCAAUAAAAUUUACUUACAUUAUUUUCCAAGUAA